Messenger RNA from Coffea eugenioides, 838 nucleotides. RefSeq lists its product as uncharacterized. NCBI's taxonomy places the organism in Eukaryota, Viridiplantae, Streptophyta, Magnoliopsida, Gentianales, Rubiaceae. The transcript has 2 exons. Bases 98 to 655 code for a protein of 185 amino acids. The record is from RefSeq and is a predicted model, not a curated record.
AGGUAAUUUGUACCAGUGGGCUUAUCAGUGGGCUUAUUUGUACCAGAUAAACAAGCACUAUUUGGAGUUCUAACACCCAAAUAGUGCUGAUUUGGUGAUGCAAUGGGAUGCGGUUAUGGGUGGCAAACACGCCACUGGCAGUCGAGCUCAGUCCUCGGCACAGCCCUCGCCACAAUAUGUGCCUCCUCGAGUAAGGAGACGUAGGGGGGACAGUAGUGACAUCAAGGGGAAAGGGGUGGCUUCCAGCUCUGUUAUUGACCCUCCACAUCACUUCCUUUCAUCAGACGAUGAAGACAGCCCUAUUCCAAGAAAUCCUAGCAAGCGUCCAAUUUCCAGUGGUGCUUAUAGCUCUGAGAAGGAUGGAUCUAGAGGUGCGAAGUCUCGACAGUCGGGCUCUGAAAACUACCAAGAAGCGCUUAGCAAUUUCAACAGAUUUUCUUGUAUUGCGGCAAAUGAAAAAGAGUCCAGAGAGAAAUAUUCCAUAGCUGCUGCCAAAAAAGCUGUCGAGAGCUUGGGUUUGGAGAAGCGGCUGCAUAUGUUCUUGUUGAAGGAGUUGCUGGAUGAAGAGUUUAGAGCUCUGUUUCUUAGCUUCAGUAGGGAUGAGCAGUUAACCUGGAUUGAGAUGUUCAUCAUCCCGAAGAUGGAGGGGAAGUGAAGUUUCGGUGUUUAUUGGCUAUCCGUAGUUCUUGUUUACUAUUUGUUGAAUGACUUUUAUAAAUUUUCGUUAUCGGCUAGUAAGUUCUUGUUUAAUGCUAUGGCCAUUCAUGGUUGUCAAAGACCAGAUUUUGCUUAGGUUUGCUAUGACCCAAAAUGCUUGGCUUAGUAUUUCGAUAAGUGC